This is a messenger RNA of Gorilla gorilla gorilla (western lowland gorilla), 2961 nucleotides long. Its product is annotated as kinesin-like protein KIF28P. The record is from RefSeq and is a predicted model, not a curated record. Gene Ontology annotation, biological process: microtubule-based movement. Gene Ontology annotation, molecular function: microtubule binding; microtubule motor activity; ATP binding. NCBI's taxonomy places the organism in Eukaryota, Metazoa, Chordata, Mammalia, Primates, Hominidae.
AUGCCUACGCCAAGUGUUGACAGUGUGAAAGUAGCGGUGCGAGUGCGGCCUUUUAGUCAGACAGAGAAGAAUUCUGGGAGCAAAUGUGUGAUUUCCACGCAUUCCAGAACUACCACCACUACACAGGACCCUAAGAAUCCAGAGCAUGUGAAGACAUUUACUUUUGACCUGGCAUAUUGGUCUCACAAUGGAUUUCAAAGGGAUAAGGAUGGUGUCCUUAUUUCAGCUGAUCCUAGUCGUAAAUUUGCAGGCCAGAGAGACGUCUUCCAUGACCUUGCCAGGGGAGUUCUGGACAGUGCUUGGCAAGGCUAUAAUGCAACUCUCCUAGCCUACGGCCAAACUGGCUCUGGGAAAAGCUAUUCCAUUAUUGGGUUUGGUGCAAUCAAGGGUAUUAUUCCAACCGUGUAUGAGAAGCUCUUUCAAGCAAUUGAGAACCAGCGGAGAAAUCAAGAACACCAGGUUACGUUCAGUAUGCUAGAAAUUUACAAUGAACAGAUAAGAGAUUUACUGUCCAGAACCAAAAAACCUGGUGGGCUUAGAGUAAGGGAAGAUCAACAGCUGAGAUUUUACGUGGAAGGCCUGAAGUUGGUACCCUGUGAGAACUAUGCCCAAAUUGAAAGGCUGAUGGAACAAGGAACAAAAAUAAGGACCACGGCUUCCACCAACAUGAAUGCCAGCAGCAGCCAGUCUCACUUGGUCAUCACCAUCCAGUUCAAGCAGGUUUUCCUAGACAGAGAUCUCACCAAACAAUCCAGUAUUAAUUUGGUGGACCUGGCAGGAAGUGAGAGGCAGAAAUCUUCAGGAUCUGAAGGAGACAGACUGAAGGAAGGAUCACGCGUUAACUUAAGUUUAACCAAUUUGGGAAGUGUUAUCAGUGUUCUGGCUGAUGCAGCUAUGGGGAAGAAGGUCUUGCACAUUCCAUACAGAGAUUCUGUUCUGACCAAACUGCUCCAGUCAGCUCUGGGUGGGAACAGCAGAACCGCUUUGAUCGCAGCCGUAAGUCCAGCUGACAUCUGCUAUGAGGAAACUCUAUCGACAUUAAGAUAUGCGGAAAGGGCUUAAAAGAUCCGGAACAAAGCAGUGGUCAACACCUGGACACUGAUGAGAAAGUCAAGGGCGGAGAACAGCAAGCUGCUGCCCUGAUGCAGAAACUCCAUAAUGAUGACCUUCCCUCACCUUCUUAACGUCAGCGAGGACCCUCAGCUCACCGGGGUGCUCAAGUACUUCAUUCAAGCUGGUACUCCGCCGGCCCCCUGCCCUCGCCCUGCCCUCUCCCCACCCCACCCUCUUCUUAGAAUUUCAGAUAAACACGCUUCCUUCACAAAUGCCGACGGUAAAGUGACGGUCACUCCACACAGCAAAUGCAAGGUUGCCGUUAAUGGGGUGCCCAUCACCACCAGGACAAAGCUGCAGCAUUUGGACCCCCUGAUUUUGGGAUCCAACAGCACCUACCUGUACGUGGGGUUUCCUUCGGAGUGGGGCAGUGAGGACCUGAGCAGGUUGGAUUACGACUUCUUCCAGCUGGAGAGGGCGGCUGCGGAGGGAGCGAGUGCAGACAAACUCGGUGCUGCGGACGGUGGAGACGGCAAGGCAGGCCCCAGUGUCCUGGCUGCGUUCCAGGACUACAUCAAACUGAUGCCGCGUUCAGAAGCAAAUCAAAUGAGUGAAGAGCUGAAGCAGGGACUUAACAUGGAAUUGAAGGUGAAAAAUUUGGCAUCGUCAGAUUCCAGGGGCUAUGACCUACAGAAUGAGGUCUUGGUGAAGGUGACCCACCACGGGUCUCACGAGGUGUGGAUAUGGUCAAAAGCCAAGUACAUCAACAGGAAAUUCCUAAUGCACGAACUUUACCGGCGCUUUCUAGAUGGAGAUCACGGCCCUGUGGCUCAAGAAGACGACCCUUUCCGGGAUCCUGUCGAGGUCGUCCGCUUGGGCUCAGCUCACAUCUGGCUCCAGUCGCUGGCCUACUGCAUGAAGCUGGAGGAGCAAGUGGAGUUUCUGAACUGUGAUGGGCUGGAGGAGGCGGUGCUGCAUACCUGCAUAGCACCCUGCUCCCCAACAGGACAAACGCAUGGCGAGGAGGAUGUGGUUAUCAACCCUUUGGAGCUGCUGGGCAAGAGGAUGGAUUUUCAGAUUCACAUUGUCCGGUGCCUUGGCGUCAACUGGAUGAAGGAAGAUGCAAAGCGGGGCAUUCAGAUAGGGUACAGAAUUUAUGACCUUCCAAACACUAUCUAUACCAAACCUGUAUGGAAAAGUGUGAAUCCACAAAUUGAAGAGACUGUCCAAUUUGCAGCCUUAACUGCAUCUCAGGAGUUUCUGAAUUAUUUGCGGACAAAUGCCCUUAUUGUUGACCUAUGGGGCCUUCAAGAAGGCUGCACCGAGCUGAGCUGCUCUCAGCUGGACCUCAUGGUCACAGGUGAAGGCCACAUCCUGGUAGACACCAAGAAAAUUUCCACUGUGAAGGAUAUAAGCCAAGCAGCAUCAAACCAGAUACCAGAACUUUAUCUGAAGCUGCUCAAGCUAGAGCAGGAGACAGAACUGCUCAGGAACAUUAACAGAGCCCUGAGAGAGGAGAACGUGCUUCUCAAAGAAUCACUUGCGAAAAUUGCUUCUGGUCAAGCCCCGAAGCCUUCCAACACUCUGAAGAUCAGCGGGAUGACUGCGUAACUGCCAUCCGCCGGGGAGAUGAGCCAAAUGUGCACACAGCAAGCCGGCUCUGACCGAGAGCUUGCCAAGGCUCUGAAGGUGUUCUACCAAAGCAUGAACACGGCAAGAGGGCAGCUUUUCAGACUCAGACGGCACCAACCUCCGGAAGAUGACCAAAUGCUUCAACCGUUUAUAUACCAACGGUCACAGAUGUUUAAGGAUUUGGGGGAUCUACUUGAAUCCAGCUUGUGGAAAGUGAAAAAUGACGUUGCUCUUAUAGUGAAAAAGAAGAGAGAAUAUUUACUGCACAUCAAAUAG